Austrofundulus limnaeus is the source of this 1029-nucleotide messenger RNA. Its product is annotated as dual specificity protein phosphatase 18. NCBI's taxonomy places the organism in Eukaryota, Metazoa, Chordata, Actinopteri, Cyprinodontiformes, Rivulidae. Bases 251 to 865 code for a protein of 204 amino acids. Gene Ontology annotation, cellular component: cytoplasm. Gene Ontology annotation, molecular function: MAP kinase tyrosine/serine/threonine phosphatase activity. Gene Ontology annotation, biological process: protein dephosphorylation. The record is from RefSeq and is a predicted model, not a curated record. The transcript has 2 exons.
UUUUAUUUAUAGCAGAAAAUAAUAUUUAUUGAUAUGAUUAUAAUUUGUAGUCCAGGUCAUGUGACCUCAGGUCCAGGUCUUCAGCUGCAGGGUUAAAUUUAACCCAUGACGUCACUGGCUGUCAGUACUGGCCCAUCUGGACCUGAGGUCCAGUCACAGCUGCGACCUGAGGAGGAAGCUACAGCUGUUUUCAGUUCAUCUGACCUGGAUCUGGAGACUCGGUGCUGCUCGGACGUCUGGACCCAGUCACAUGUUGCUGUCUCAGGUCACUCCAACCUUGUUUCUGAGCGGGGCCGACGCCCCCUUCAACGCUGCGCUGAUGUCACAGAAAGGUAUCACCCUGAUUGUUAAUGCCACGUUAGACCACGCCUUCCCUACCUAUCCAGGUGUGGAGUGUGUGCGCGUUCCCGUCUGCGACCUUCCUAGUUCUCGUCUCGGAGAACACUUUGAGCGAGUGGCUGAGCGUAUCCAUGGAAACCAUGCAGGAAGCACACUGGUUCACUGCGCCGCGGGGAGGAGCCGCUCGCCGGCGCUGGUCAUGGCGUACCUGAUGCGCUUCAGAGGCGUGACUCUGUGCCAGGCUCACCGCUGGGUCCUGAAGAGCCGACCCUUCAUCUGCCUAAACGCAGGGUUCUGGGAGCAGCUGCUGCAGUACGAGAAGAGGCUGUACGGACGCAACACCAUUCGUGUGGAGCAGGAGAGGGCGGAGCCAAUGCAAACCACACCCCCUCCACAGUACAACAGGCUAACUCUGGUUCCCAGGUCACCUGCAGUUACUCGCACUCCUCUGAUGUCGCGUGUGAAGGUGAUGAUGUCACCAAAGGUAUGGAGGAGAGGAUCCAGGCUGACAUCAAACUAUGACUGAAGUACAAUCAGGUGUGAGUGGGUGGAGCUCUUACCUGCAAAUACCUGGACAGGUGUCAGUGGGUGAGACAACUGAAACAAGCUCUGCUGGACUUGUUGAAGUGUGUUUUAAAUAAAAUGUUCUGUAGAUGUUCCAACAUUUCUAUAAACAUGAAAAUAAAAACA